AUGGGGGCGGGGGUGAGCGUGCUGACCACCCUGGAGCGCAGGUUCAACCUGCAGAGCGCGGACGUGGGCGUGAUCGCCAGCAGCUUCGAGAUCGGGAACCUGGCGCUGAUCCUGUUCGUGAGCUACUUCGGGGCGCGGGGUCACCGGCCGCGCCUCAUCGGCUGCGGCGGCAUCGUGAUGGCACUGGGCGCCCUGCUCUCGGCGCUACCAGAGUUUCUCACUCACCAGUACAAGUACGAGGCAGGCGAGCUGCGCUGGGGCGCCGAGGGCCGCGACGUGUGCGCCCCCAACGCCUCCAGGGGACCCCCCGGGCCCGCCCCGGACCUCAUCUGCCGCAACCGGACGGCCACCAACAUGAUGUACCUGCUGCUCAUCGGGGCGCAGGUGCUGCUGGGCAUCGGUGCUACCCCUGUGCAGCCCCUGGGCGUGUCCUACAUCGACGACCACGUGCGCAGGAAGGACUCCUCGCUCUACAUAGGGAUCCUGUUUACGAUGUUGGUGUUCGGACCGGCCUGUGGGUUUAUUCUGGGCUCUUUCUGUACCAAAAUCUACGUGGAUGCCGUCUUCAUCGACACGAGUAACCUGGACAUCACCCCCGAGGACCCGCGCUGGAUCGGAGCCUGGUGGGGCGGCUUCCUGCUGUGCGGUGCCCUGCUCUUCUUCUCCUCCCUCCUGAUGUUCGGCUUCCCGCAGACGCUGCCCCCCCACGCGGACCCCACCCUGGAGAGCGAGCGGGCCAUGCUCCCCGACAGAGAGUACGAGCGGCCCAAGCCCAGCAACGGGGUGCUCAGACACCCCCUGGAGCCCGACAGCAGCGCCUCCUGCUUUGCGCAGCUGAGAGUGAUCCCCACCGUGACAAAGCACCUGCUCUCCAACCCCGUGUUCACCUGCAUCACCCUGGCUGCUUGCAUGGAGAUCGCCGUGGUGGCCGGCUUCGCGGCCUUCCUGGGAAAGUACCUGGAGCAGCAGUUCAACCUCACCACCUCCUCUGCCAACCAGCUGCUCGGGAUGACGGCCAUCCCCUGUGCCUGCCUGGGCAUCUUCCUCGGGGGCCUCCUGGUGAAGAAGCUCAGCCUGUCAGCCCUGGGCGCCAUCCGCAUGGCCAUGCUGGUCAACCUGGUGUCCACCGCCUGCUACGUCUCCUUCCUCUUCCUGGGCUGCGACACGGGACCCGUGGCGGGGGUGACCGUGCCCUACGGAAACACCUCGGCCCUGGCCCCCCACUCACCCUGCAAUAACCACUGUGCGUGCCAGACAGACUCGUUCACACCCGUGUGCGGGAGCGAUGGCACCACCUACCUGUCUGCCUGCUUCGCCGGCUGCAACAGCACGAACCUCACAGGCUGUGCGUGCCUCACCACCGUCCCCUCCGAGAACGCCACUGUGGUCCCAGGGAAGUGCCCCAGCCCCGGGUGCCAGGAGGCCUUCCUCACCUUCCUGUGCGUGAUGUGUAUCUGCAGUAUGAUCGGCGCCAUGGCCCAGACGCCCUCCGUCAUCAUCCUCAUCCGGACAGUCAGCCCCGAGCUCAAGUCUUACGCCCUGGGAGUUCUGUUUCUCCUCCUCCGUUUGUUGGGCUUCAUCCCCCCACCGCUGAUCUUCGGGGCUGGCAUCGACUCUACCUGCCUUUUCUGGAGCACGUUCUGUGGGGAGCAAGGGGCCUGCGUCCUCUACGACAACGUGGUCUACAGAUACCUGUACGUGAGCAUCGCCAUCGCGCUCAAGUCCUUCGCCUUCAUCCUCUACACCACCUCCUGGCAGUGCCUGAGGAGAAACUAUAAACGCUACAUCCUCAACCACGAGGGCGGGCUGAGCACCAGCACAGAGUACCAAGACAUUGAGGCUGAGAAAACGUGCCCUGAGUCCCAGUCACCUUCAGAAGCCUCCUUUGGGAAAAGCUGAGGGGCUCCACUUCCGGCAGAGAACAGCCCGCCAGCCACCCACAGACUGAGCGGGCCUGACUUAGCGUGCCCUGGCCUGCCCCAGAAUUAAGGGGUCCCGUGGGAUUGUUGGACUGUACGCUCCUUUGAGGCCCCAAAGCACAGGCCUGUGACAAGGACCAAGGAGGUGAUCUGUGGCCACCAGUGGCCCCAGAGAGGGGGCAUUCCUCCUCCCUUGGUUGCUAAAGAAUCAACGCUGGCCUGGUGUGCCCGUCUCCCUCUCUCUCCAUCCUCUGGCUUGGGUGGGGGAUGGCUCACUGAUGAUGCUUUCUGAAACCUCUUCUUGACGUUGCUUUCCCUCACCGAGGGCUCCAGCGGUUCCAAAGAAACCAGCCGAGGCUGAAUUUAACUAGGAGGGGUAAAAAGAUAAAAGAACAAUCCCCGUUUCACAGACUAGAGGAGAAGGAAUACAGACUCAGGAGACUCUGAGUGUGGUAUUCUGUAUUUUGGCAGCUUCUUAUUUUCCAGAUGAGCAGUUUAGAAAUAUAUGAUAUAAAGUACAUACUGUA
Dipodomys ordii (Ord's kangaroo rat) is the source of this 2446-nucleotide messenger RNA. It is a transcript of the gene Slco3a1, whose product is annotated as solute carrier organic anion transporter family, member 3A1. Gene Ontology annotation, molecular function: protein binding. Lineage: Eukaryota; Metazoa; Chordata; Mammalia; Rodentia; Heteromyidae. Bases 1 to 1899 code for a protein of 632 amino acids. Gene Ontology annotation, biological process: sodium-independent organic anion transport; prostaglandin transport; transmembrane transport. The transcript is spliced from 11 exons. The record is from RefSeq and is a predicted model, not a curated record. Gene Ontology annotation, cellular component: membrane.